Molecule: messenger RNA, 1193 nt
Organism: Juglans microcarpa x Juglans regia
Lineage: Eukaryota; Viridiplantae; Streptophyta; Magnoliopsida; Fagales; Juglandaceae
Exons: 3
Coding region: 174-926 (250 amino acids)
Source: RefSeq, a predicted model, not a curated record
AGUCCAAUCUCUCUCUCAGCCAUUUCAGACAUCCUUUUUCUCAAGUCUUUCACAUAACGCCAACAACCGCCCUGUUCCUUCUCUCUUCUCUCUCUAUUGCUCUCUCUGCGAAAGCCAACUCUGAUUCUAUCUAGCUUCGUGAUGAUCGGAUUGGUGUUGGGAUAGAGAGAGAUAUGGGCUCGUGUGCAUCGCUGCAUAGAAACUCGAACUCGGACUCCGACUCGGCCAUGAAAUUCAGACUGUCGUUUCGCUCCAAAGACGACAAGCUCGUGAUUCCACCCUCACCUAUUAAGGAAAAUCCCACCAAUGGGGACCCUCCGACUCAAAAUAACAACAACGUUGUCGCUGCUAAAUCUCAGUGGCCGGCUUCUCGGUCAACCACGAGUUUUGGAGGCUACGGAAGCAAGGACGAAACUUUUUUUGACUCCCAAGCCUGGUUAGAGUCGGAUUGCGAGGAUGAUUUUCUUAGUGUCAAUGGUGAUUUUACCCCUUCCCGUGGCAACACUCCAGUCCAUCAUAACUUCUCGACGGAAACCCCUCGAGUCAACAAAGCUCAUUUAGAGGACAGAAUUCCUGGUUCCACUUCAGAGCCAUCUCCCAAAAAGAAACUGGUUGAACUUUUCCGAGAGAGCAACCAGCAGGACCUAGAUAUUGAGGACGAAAACAAAUCAGGCAAUCAGAACAUUUACAAGGGAAAGAUAAAAGUUAAACAAACUCUACUUGACCUCCUUCCAAACUCAGCACAUGAUACUCCUUACGGAACUAACUCUGUAUGUAGUAGUGAAAGGACCCCAAAUGGAGACCUUUUAACAGAAAAGGAGAGACCAAUUAGGCCUGUGCAGUGUUGCCUUCCAAGCUUGAUUUCAUGCCGUAGCUUUAGCGAGAGGAAGAAGAAGAUGGAGCCUGCUAUAGCGGUUAUUGAUUAACCCUAGUUUGCAGUGGCUCUAGUACAAGAUAAAUGGAAGAAUCCAGCUUCUUCAGUUUCUGGGACCACAACUUCUGAGCUCCUUUGACGUGAUUUUUCUUCAGAUACUGCAAAAGUGUAAGAGGUCUGUUAAAGAGCUCAUGUCAUAUAUGGAUUAAAGGGCAUGUAAAAAAGCAAUAGUGGAGAUGUUAAAUGUCAAACUCCACACAGAGAUUUUAGCUAUCUCAAUCAAUCUCGGAAAUGAGUAUUUAUAUUUAUUUUUCUAUCA